Ustilago hordei is the source of this 1623-nucleotide messenger RNA. RefSeq lists its product as uncharacterized. Gene Ontology annotation, molecular function: zinc ion binding; nucleic acid binding. NCBI's taxonomy places the organism in Eukaryota, Fungi, Basidiomycota, Ustilaginomycetes, Ustilaginales, Ustilaginaceae. The record is from RefSeq and is a predicted model, not a curated record. The transcript has a single exon. Bases 1 to 1623 code for a protein of 540 amino acids.
AUGACGGACCCAGACCUCAACAAUAAGCUCGAUAGACUACUCACUCUAUUGGAAGCACAGCUAGAGCUUACCAGACAGGGUCAUCGAGAGGAACGAUUACAACGAGCUCAACUGAGCAGGGAGGAGACAAUGGACCUCUCUCACUCAGAAGAUCAAGCAGGAGGAGGAGAUGAGUCUAUGAUAGGAGACCCACAUACUCCUACUCCAGCUCCACGACCAAGACGAUCAGUCUCAUUCAACCUGGAUGAGCAGGAGGACAUCAACUACGAGAAGUAUGCUUCACCUACUGGGCCAAGAUAUGUCAAGACUAAGCUGGACCCCUACAGCAGGACUAGGACGGACCCUUACCCCCUGGACCACGAGGAGGAUACCAGCAUCAUGGCAGAGCUUAACCGGUCAAAGCCCAUUGCCACCCCCUUUCCAAAGUUCAAUCCCCGAGACAUGGAGAUCUUCAUUCUAGAAGCCGAAGCAUGGUUUAAGUUCAACCAGGUGUAUGAGCAGUCUAGGAUGAUCAAUCACAUGGGUGCUCAACUGGAAGGGACAGCAAGAGAGUGGUGGACCUCCAAGCUCUGUAUUGAUAGAGCUAGAGAAGGAAGGUUGUUCAAUGAUUGGCACUACUUCACAGAGCGACUGUCAGAGCAGUUCAACCCACGCAAUGCUAGGAUGGAGGCAUACAACAAGCUGUUGGCUCUCAGACUCACAAGUGAUGCUCCUGGUGCCGCCACACGUCAUGUAGAGCGGUUCAGAGACUUGGAAGGACAGGUCAACCUAGAUGACAAUGAGCUAGUGAUUGAUCUCUUCAGAGGUAGUCUCACUCGUAGCAUACAGGAGAAGUUCGAGAGGAAUCCACCUGGGAAGAGAUGGGAGUGGUAUCGAGAGGUCGAGGAGAUCGAUCGACAGAGGAUGCUACUACAGCAGUCCUCGGCUAGACACUCACUCCCAAAUGCCACAUCACCUCCACUAAGAACUGGGUCUCGGCCAAAUCAAAGUUCGAUCCCCAUCCGACAACCCACUCAACCUUAUCCAGCUCGAUCACCAUCACAAGCAACUACACAAGCAACUAUACAAAACCUAAACCGACCCCUUCCUCAUCAUCCCACCCAACCCUCGAAGCAAGGAAGCCCUGCUCCAUCAGGUAUCAACACCUGUCAUGUAUGCAAGGGUAUCGGCCAUUGGGCCAGAGACUGCCCCAGCAGGAGGGUAAACCCUCUUAGCUCUCGACCCAUGGGACCAAAGGUUAUGGUCACCACAGCAGACCCCUUCGAGGAGGCCACCGACUCAGGAGAUGGCCACACAGGCAGUACUGAGACGGGUGACCCCUGUCAUGGGCCUGGAUGCUCAAGAAGCAGGAGGGUCAUGGGUUCAUAUGGAAGGAGCACAGGUAUCGAAGACCUAGUCGAUACCAGUAGAGAGCAUGGUCGUAGUGCAGUCUCCAUGGAGACCACGGACUCCUAUGGAUUCACAUGCAAAGGAGAACCGAGCCACAUGCGAGGAGGACCAGGCACAGCCACAAGGAGGACCAAGCUCAAGGAGCAGGCACAGCCACGAGGAGGACCAAGCGAAGGAGUCGACACAGGUCAUGAGGAGGAGGAGCAGUGUCGAAGGAGUCGACACAGGUCAUGA